CCGAGGUGUGAGUACGUCUCCGCACCGUCCUGCCACUUUAGUCUGUGUUGACUUGCAAAUCAGUGGAUCAUGAGACUUGUUAUACAAAUGAUACAGAACUGAAUUCAGAACAAUGCAAGUUAUAUCAAAACUUUUCCAAUAUUCUUUUUGCCCGUGAACUUAAAAUCACUGAAAUUAAGACAAUAGAAGAAAGUUAUUUUUACAUAUAACAAAGGAGCCACAAGAGCGUUCAGUUCGCCUGGCCCGUUCCCAGAAGUUCACAGGCAGUGGGACGUUAUCUGGUGCAGGACUUGCCCAUACCCUCACAUGACCUGCCUCGUCUGACCCGCACAGUCAUUGGCAAGAUCAGUAUGGGUGGCUGGGCGGCGACAGUGGCCUGGUGUGUGGCGCUGUGGGCGGCUGUGCUGGGUCAGAGAGCUCCCUGCUACCAGUGUGAGCUGUACCGCGAUGCUCACCCUCACUCACGCCCUUAUAACUCCAUAAGGGCACGCUGCGUGUACCCCUGUGAGUGUGGUGCCGUCCCAGACUGUCCUGCGGGGGUGUCCUUGGUGCGAGAUGGGUGUGGCUGUUGUUGGCAGUGUGCUCGGCAGCUAGGAGAGAUAUGCAACGGUACACACACCUGUGAUACCACCAGGAACCUCACCUGCUUCUACGCCAACAGCAAGGACCUCAGCGGGGUUUGUCGAGGAGCGACAUCCACGGCGGCCACGACGGUGGGUUGCCGCGUAAACAACAGAACAUUUGAAAAUGGAGAGAACUUCAGUCCUGAUUGCCGAACACAGUGUUCUUGUCAGAAUGGCACCUACGCCUGCGUGUCCCUCUGCCCCAACGAGAGUCUGCAGCCGAGCUCCCAGUGCCACAACCCCCACCUGGUGUCGGUGCCGGGCCAGUGCUGCAGGGAGUGGAUGUGUGACGCUCCAGAUAGAGCGGAAGGCCCCCCAGUGUGUGAACGUGCCUCCGGGAGGUGGUCGCCAUGUUCUGUGACUUCAUGUGGCGUUGGACUUUCUGUCCGAUGGUCAACAGACAAUGCUCGGUGUCAGAUUGUCAAUCAAACUCGCUUAUGUCAAUUGCGUCCUUGCCAGGAUCUCAGACAACAACAGCUACCGAUGCUCCCCACCAAUCACCUGGCCACAAGGAAACACCACAUCAGGCGCAGCCAUCAGUGCAAAGCGACGCUGCGGCCGAGCAGGGCACUGAGGCUUAGAGUUGGAUGGUGUGUCAGCGAGCGACGCUACAGACCCAAACGGUGCGCUACCUGUACAGGCCGGUGCUGUACUGUACACACCUCCACCACCAUCUCCAUCACAUUCCUGUGUCCACUACACGCCAACACCGAUCUGCUUGCUCUCCCGCGAGCCUUCCCCGACCCACGCCCGCUACGGCCACGCCCACACGUUGCCCAGACGCCCCCAACUACUACUCUGAGCGUCUACGACAUGAUGGACGAGGGACAGCCCGUGGCUGAAGCAGUGCUCACCGACCCGAGGCUCCCGAGAGACUACAACGAAGUCUGGAAUAGUAAUGAGGACGACCUUGACAAUGAACCGUUGCUAGAACACGAGAACCUCACAACGGAAGACGACUAUUUGUACGACGAGAUCAAAAGCGACAAUUACGAGACAGUUCAGUACCAGGUGGAGUGGAUCAUGCGGUGUAAGUGUGGCACCACGUGUGAGACCGACCAACGGUCAUCUCCCCUUCCUCCGCCUACAUUCCACACAGUGCCGCCAACAUAACGUCUGCACUUACAAGAUAAAUUGGCGGAUGUGGCCCAAUGACCUGGCUAGCACCGCCGCCGCCGCCGCCGCUGUGUGUCCGUUGCAAGCUGUGCCUCUCAGGUCAGUUGCUUUGCUGAGUGUGUGCUGUGCGAAGCAGCAACGGUUGUGUGUGUGUGUGUGUGUGUGUGUGUGUGUGUGUGUGUGUGUGUGUGUGUGUGUGUGUGUGUGUGUGUGUGUGUGUGUAUCUGGGUCGGAGAGAACAUCGAGGUGUGUAGGUGCCUGAUUCGUGCAUGACAGGAUACAUGUUAAGGUAUUUAUUUCUAGAGCUAUAUCUUCGGAGAAGUGCAGCCUCGUACACAUAUACAUGUUCAUAUGAAAACGUACAUGCUGAGCGAUAGAAGUUAAAGAGGAGUCACCAAGUGCAAUUCUUUCCUCAGAUACAUUUAGCAGCUAAGGAUGUCAUAGAAGUAUUUAAUUUUUGCACUGUUCUGCUGGCAGUUGGUUGCUGAAAAUCAGCGUGCAACCGGCUGCCUGCAUAGAUGGUAGUGUGAAGAACUAUAUUUUGUAUGAAUAGCUCAAAGAUUCUGUGUGUUACAUGAGCGGAUUGCCUUCUGAGCUGAUUUUCCGCUAAGAGUGAAGGUGAAGCAAAUGUCAGACUUUCGUGCUGAUCCGGCGUGAGUGUUGCCUUGUGGUGGAGGCGAAGGGAGAGGCUACUGGCGAGAGAGAAAGAUUGAAGGAGAACAAAAGUCGAGAUAGCGAACGGAAGAACACUCAAGUAUAAGCGACAAUGCAUCGUGAGAGAUAUGUGUGCACAGCUUGGAGUGGUUGAAUCCUGGGAGGUGCAGUGCGAGUAAAGAUGAUCACACCGGCCACAUGCAAGACGUACAAGGAAGGACCGACAGCAGUGCUGGGUGUACGGAUUGAGCUCUGGUACUUGUUGUAACUAUACUGUUUUUUACAAUUGAAUUAACACUAAUAGUCACAUGUGCUAAUUGAGUGGCAUUAUCCUUGCCGGUGGCCUGUAGCAGAGCAGGGAACCCCGCGGGGCUAGAUUACCUGCUGCACCAAGAACAUUUUGAGAUUCAGUGUAUUAUUUCCUGUGGCAACUGAGUGAGCAGUUUUCUCUUGUGUCGGCUUUUCCUGUUAUCUGUAAAGUAAAAUAAAUAAAUAAAUAAAUAAAAAGGGGAGGAGUACCGUUCGUCAGGCACAUGCUUGUAAUUCAUGAUACAUUGGUAACAAAAAACUGAUGUUAAAAAAGGAGUUUGUUCGAAUUGACAAGUAUUGAUUUCUUACUCUUCAGAACCAGGAAGCUGAUCCAUCUGUGUAGGGUAACUGAACAAUGUAUUCUACUAUAAGCUGCCUUAUAUUCAAUGUGACAGUUUGUAGCAAAUUUAGUAAUAAGAAGCUAAGUAACGCUGUAAUGUGAA
Molecule: messenger RNA, 3145 nt
Organism: Portunus trituberculatus (swimming crab)
Lineage: Eukaryota; Metazoa; Arthropoda; Malacostraca; Decapoda; Portunidae
Gene: Ccn
Product: CCN family member 2-like
Exons: 8
Coding region: 351-1736 (461 amino acids)
Biological process (GO): cell adhesion; signal transduction
Cellular component (GO): extracellular matrix; extracellular region
Molecular function (GO): heparin binding; integrin binding
Source: RefSeq, a predicted model, not a curated record